AUGUCGUCUCCAAGCCCCAUCCCGCCUCCAAACGACCGGCGGAGCUCGCGGUCCUCGAGCAGUGCAGCGCCAUAUGCCGGCGACGGAAUACUGGUCGGUGGCCCUCCUGGCAGCCCUUCGCCGUUGGCUCUGCGAGCAUCCAACUCACCCUCCUCGAGGCGUCGACACAGCCGAAUCGUCAAGACGCCCCCUGAAUUCCAGUCGCUCGAUUAUGUAUCCGCGCCCGACAGCAACCUUGUUUGCUUGAUCUGCCAUACGCCCUUCGAUAAGCCUGUCCAGCUCUCAUGUGAGCACUACUUCUGCCGAGAGUGUCUCGACCAUGCAUGGGCUCCGCAGGCCAGUGGACGCAAGACGUGCCCUACGUGUCGCAACAAAGUAGAGACAGACAAGGACAUUCGACCCGUACCCAAGAUCAUCGAGACUAUGCUGGACGAGCUGGUGGUCAAGUGUCCGAACACAAAGGCAGGCUGCACCUGGACUGAGCACCGCGUCAACGUCAACGACCAUGUCAUGUUGUACUGCGAAUACACACCCGUCGAAUGCUCCGGUACAGACUGCCGCCUGCAAAUCUCCCAGAAGGAUUUUCACAAGGGCUGCUUGCAUUAUACUGUGAGCUGCGAUGACUGCCAUGCCUCCUUGAUGAAGAAGGACCUUGAGGAGCAUAAACGAAACAUUUGCGCCAACCGUAAGACCUCAUGCGCAUUGUGUUCGGUUGAAGUACUUCGACUGGACCUCAAAUCCCACAUCAACAAAGACUGUCCUAAGCACGUCAUCUCUUGUCAGGGCACAAUUGUUGGCUGUAAGUUCACGGCGGAACGCGCAGAAGUGGUGCUUCACGAGGUGAAUUGUGCCAUGGCAACAAUGGCACCUCACUUUCGUGAACAGCAAGCCCGCAUCGAGAGGAAUGAAGCGCGUAUGGAACCAUUGGCCAGGAAGGUCGGCAUUCUUGAGGAUGGGCUCACCAACAUCACCAACAUGCUGUAUCCAGCCAAUUCAAACGACCAAUCGUUCCCCGUCACCGAUCCCUUGGAUCCAAAUGAUACCGAUCCCCAAGCACCGACGCCCGAUUUCCGCCUACCACCAGCCUCAUUUCCACCUGUUCCACCAGGGAAUGAAGGUGCCCCCACUCAGCCUCCUUUUGACUCACAAGUCCACCAUCUCCUUACGCUGCACGACUCCCUUCGCGAGGAAGUGUCUCGCAUUGCCAACGCCCUCACUGAUCUCGAUGGCCGCACCAACAUGAUGAUCAUCAAUGAGAGUCAGCGAGCAAAAGACGAAAUGUUGCAUGCCAAUGCCGCCAUCAGUAGUCUGCGUAUGCACCUGCAGUGGCUAGUUAGCGCAACUAUACACCAGCGCACCACUUCGGCCGGUAGCUCUCCGGCUAAGACCGCUGGUAGCACAAAUGUCAGUGCAGGCGGCAGCAGUGCGACACGAGCUACUAGUGCCAGACCUGGACCCAGUGCAACGUUACAGGGCCCUUUUCGGAGACUUAGCGACUCAACCAGGCAGGACACCAAACUGUAA
Molecule: messenger RNA, 1524 nt
Organism: Cucurbitaria berberidis CBS 394.84
Lineage: Eukaryota; Fungi; Ascomycota; Dothideomycetes; Pleosporales; Cucurbitariaceae
Product: TRAF-type zinc finger protein
Exons: 2
Coding region: 1-1524 (507 amino acids)
Molecular function (GO): zinc ion binding
Source: RefSeq, a predicted model, not a curated record